Messenger RNA from Cuscuta campestris, 2293 nucleotides. The record is from the annotation of a GenBank genome assembly. NCBI's taxonomy places the organism in Eukaryota, Viridiplantae, Streptophyta, Magnoliopsida, Solanales, Convolvulaceae.
GUUGAAUACUGCUGCAAUUAAUGGAGUUUUGAUUCUCUCUCCCUCUCUCUCUCUUGUUUGAACGGAAGCUAAAAGAGGGAGGGGAAGAUUGAAGGAGAACAAAUUUCUGUCUAUUUUUUCUCAGAAUCUUCUGUUGAACGGAGAGGUUAUAUCAUCUGGAUUUGCCUUUUCGGAUUUUUGCAUGCUGCAUUGAUGGUUGAAUAUUUUUCUUCUUCAACUGCUUUGAUGAGGUCGGGGAGAAUAUUGACAUGCGAAACUACAUAUCAUAUCUGUGUUCUGAAGGGGAUUGCUAAGUGCAUACCUCAAGCCGAGCAGGAGAAGAACUUAUUUCGCAGCACUUAUAAGGUGAUUUAGUUUGGUAGGGAGAUGGAUGAAGAGGCAAACUCUUGGAUAAGGAGAACAAAGUAUUCUCACACUGUUUGCCAUAGGGUAAAUUCAGCCAGAAUGGCCUCUCUUCCCGUUACCAUUCAGCGAGGGCGAAAUCCAAGUCUUAAAUCAAGGCCUCCUGUUGCAGAAAACCUACGCGAUCCUACCACUAGCAAGCAGAGGGCGUCAUCUCCUCUUCCUGAGAUGAAACUUUCUGAGGCCUUUAAGGAAGCUCAUUCUAGUCAGAAGAGAUUCUCAACACCUCAUCCAAGGUGGAAGGAACAAAAAGUAUGUUCUAAUUCCCCAUUAAUUACUGGUCACCUUCACCAUCCGCCAUCAAGUAGGUUCCACGAUAAAACAAAAGGCAGAAAGGAAUCCAGUUGGACUAGGUACUUUGAUCACGGCGGUGGAAAAGUUACCUCAGUAGGUUCAGCAGAGGAUUUCAUGAUUGAUCUUUCUAAGCUUUUCAUUGGGCAUAAAUUUGCUCAUGGAGCACAUAGUCAGCUUUACCAUGGGAUAUACCAUGGCAAACCUGUUGCAGUGAAAAUCAUUCGAGUGCCAGAUGAUGAGGAUAACUGUGAUUUAGCAUAUCGGUUGGAAAAUCAGUUUAACCGGGAAGUUACGUUACUGUCCCGUCUCCACCAUGAUAAUGUUAUAAAGGUUAUGAUCUGCACUGGAUUUAAAUGCUUAAUGCAUCUAUUUGCACAUUGUUUACUGUUUUUGUUGUCCUAUUUUACAUUCAUCUCAUGGCAGAUUUCUUCAUCCCCUCUACAAGUUACUUGGAUUUGCUGCCUAUACAGAUUAAUGCCCUGUUUGGUAGUUUUAAAUGAAUAAAUGACUUAUUCAGCGUAAUUGAAGCAGAAUUUUAGCCUUUUACAUACUCAUUUUGCUAAAAUUGAUUUUACUAAACACUUUUUGUUUCAGAAAUUUCGUUAUAUUCAGCCAAAAAACCCUUGGCAAAUGGGCCCUAACACCGAGAACUGUAUUUCUCAAAAACUUUUCUGGUUGGUGUCUAAUUGUUUGUUGGUGCAGUUCAUAGGUGCAUGCAAAAAACCAUUGGUGUUCUGCAUUGUCACAGAAUAUCUACCAGAAGGCUCUUUGAGAGGAUUCCUACACAAGCUUGAGCACAAAGCUCCACCCUUACAAAAACUGGUUUUGAUGGCAUUGGAUAUUGCAAGAGGGAUGGAAUUUGUUCAUUCUCAAGGUAUCAUUCAUAGGGAUCUCAAACCAGAGAAUAUACUUAUUGAUGAGAAGUUUCAUUUGAAAGUAGCUGAUUUUGGAAUAGCCUGUGAAGAGGCAUAUUGUGAUUUCCUUGUUGAUGAUCCGGGCACUUACCGUUGGAUGGCUCCUGAGAUGAUAAAACGCAAGUCAUAUGAUCGGAAGGUUGAUGUGUAUGGUUUUGGACUCAUUUUGUGGGAAAUGGUGACUGGGUACAUCCCUUACGAAGACAUGAUUCCAGUUCAAGCUGCUUUCGCUGUAAUCAACAAGAAUAUGAGACCAACUAUUCCGGUGGACUGCCCCUCUGCCAUGAAAGCUUUGAUUGAACACUGUUGGUCUUCACAACCAGAGAAUAGGCCUGAGUUUUGGCAGAUUGUUAAGAUUUUAGAGCAGUUUGAAUCUUCGCUUGCUAACGAUGGGACCUUGAACCUAGUGCAUGGCGUAACAUUUCGAGAUCAUAAAAAAGGGCUUCUUCAUUGGAUACAGAAGCUUGGUCCUGUGCAUUCAGAUUCUUUUUACAUUCCAAAGCCUAAAUUUGCUUGAUCUUUUUUGGAUGACCUGGGAUAUUAUUAGUUUCUCCAGGCAUCAUUGUAAUAAAAAAUAGUUCUCAUGUGUCAAGCUGUUUUUCUUUUUUUUAAUUCUUGUAUAUCCCUUAUCUGCUCUAUGUAAUGUGAAUUGUUAGUAGUCCCACAUUCAAGUUUAUAUCGUG